This is a messenger RNA of Anopheles marshallii, 840 nucleotides long. It is a transcript of the gene Prosbeta2, whose product is annotated as proteasome subunit beta type-7. Gene Ontology annotation, molecular function: threonine-type endopeptidase activity. The coding region runs from base 1 to 840 and encodes 279 amino acids. The transcript has 2 exons. Gene Ontology annotation, cellular component: proteasome core complex. The record is from RefSeq and is a predicted model, not a curated record. Lineage: Eukaryota; Metazoa; Arthropoda; Insecta; Diptera; Culicidae.
AUGACUACCGAUAUCGCUCGCGAAUUUGAGGCACCAGGAUUCAGUUUUGAAAACUGUCGCCGCAAUGCUCAGCUGGUUAAGAGUGGCUUCGUGCCACCGAAAAUGAUCAAAACAGGAACCACCAUCUGCGGCAUUAUCUACAAGGAUGGCGUUAUUCUCGGUGCCGAUACGCGCGCCACCGAAGGACCGAUUGUAGCCGACAAGAACUGCGAAAAGAUCCACUAUCUGGCGAAGAACAUGUACUGUUGUGGGGCAGGCACUGCGGCGGACACGGAAAUGACCACACAGAUGAUCGCUUCGAAUCUGGAGCUGCACCGACUCAACACCGGUCGCACCGUGCCAGUCGUGGUGGCAAACACGAUGCUGAAGCAGUUUUUGUUCCGCUAUCAGGGCUACAUCAGUGCGGCCUUAGUAUUGGGAGGAGUGGACAGUACCGGUCCGUACAUCUACUGCAUUUACCCGCACGGUUCGACCGAUAAGCUACCGUACGCAACGAUGGGCUCGGGAAGUUUGGCCGCAAUGUCCGUGUUUGAGUCCCGCUGGAAGCCUGACAUGUCCGAGGAGGAAGGCAAGAAGCUGGUACGGGAUGCGAUUGCGGCCGGUGUGUUCAACGAUCUGGGUUCCGGUUCGAACAUUGAUCUGUGCGUCAUCCGGAAGGACACGACUGAGUAUUUGCGCACGUACGAGGAAGCGAACAAAAAGGGCACCCGUAGCUUGGCGUAUGAUUUUAAACCAGGCACAACGGCGAUUUUGCAGAGCAAGAGCUUCAAGGUGGACAUUACGGAUACGGUCGUGCGUCACCUAGUUCCGGAAGGAGUGGAAAGUAUGGAUACGGCAUAA